Rotaria sp. Silwood2 is the source of this 1227-nucleotide messenger RNA. NCBI's taxonomy places the organism in Eukaryota, Metazoa, Rotifera, Eurotatoria, Philodinida, Philodinidae. The record is from the annotation of a GenBank genome assembly.
AUGGGUGGAAAUACAAUUGAUGAGCUACUUAAUCAGCGUGCUGAUAGUGAUAUUAUUAAUCAACAGGAUUCAACAAAUCUAAAUGCAAGUCCUUCUGAAUUAGUAACUCAACAAACAACGGAAGACGAUAGUGAUCUGGAAGCUGAUGCAAAUACUUUACCAAACUUAAAUGAAUUUAUUCCCAAUGACAUACUUCAAGUUUUAUAUCAAACACGAGAAUGGAAAUUUCAAACAACAAUCAAUGAAUUAAUACAUACUCAACGAACGCAUUUAAAAAGUUUGAAAAUCAUGGUAAAAUGUUUUCGUGAACCAAUGGAAAAUUUUCAUGGUAUGAGUCCAGUUGAGCUUGAUUGUAUAUUUCGAAAUCUUGAUCAACUUAUUAAUUUACAUACUGACUUUAAAAAUGCACUUCUUCAACAUCGUGAAGAAGCUAAAGAUCAUGUUGUUCGAAAUAUUGGUGAUUUAAUUCUUAAAUUUGUACGAGAUUUUCGUGAUGAAUUUGCUCAUGCUUGUGCAUAUUUUAUUGAAGACCAAGCACAAGCAUUAAAAUUAAUUAAGAAAAAAGAACAGUCACCUGAUUUUGCACAACUAAUGCGAGCUUGUGAAGCUAAACCAUUAUGUCGUCGUUUAACAUUAAAAGAUUAUUUACCAUCUGUCAUGACACGUUUUACAAAAUAUAAAUUGUUAUUUGAAGCUAUGAAAAAAUUUGCCUCAGAAGAUCCAGUUGAAUCAGAAAAAUUAAGUCGAUGUGCUGAAUGUGCUGAUAAUAUCUUAAAAUGCAUGAAUGAAGCACAUUUAAAGAAAGAACAAGAAGCAUUAUUAAAACAAAUUAAAUCAAAUCUCGACGUACAAAUACCCAAUGAUGAUAAAUUACAAAAUCUUCAAGAUUGUCUUGGAGCAUCAGACAAUCGUUUACUUUAUUCUGGUACAUUAAAAUUAUUACCUGAUUUGACAACACAAAAAACUGAAUUUGAAUGUUGUCUUUUUACUGACAUAUUUGUGUUUUUUCAAAAAAUACCAAUACAAACAUUUGAACAACGUGGAAUUGAAGAAUCAUAUAAAUAUGUUCUAAAAGAACAUCAACGCGAUGCUGCUAUGGGACGUCAUCAAAGAUCACGUACACUGGCAAAUCCUAGUAGAUAUCCAACUGGACAAAAUUUUAUUUUAACACCAAUUAUUCGACUUGAACAUUUAUUAAUUAAAAAGAAAGCAUGCGGAGGUAAUUAA